AUGUCUAGUAUUGUUAUUUAUAUCAGAUUAAUUGUUCAUACUUCAAUCACCAACUCAGUUGAUGUGGUUCAUUGCAUUGCCCUGAUGUGCUUGGCAAUCUUUGGAUACUCAAAAGGGAUUCGAAGGCAAAAAGGAAAGCGUGAGGUCAAGCAAACAGAUUCAUCCAAAGUCAUAGAAGAAUCUCCAAAAUCAGGUAAAUCCAAACGCAAGUGCACAAACCCUGAAGGAUGUUCCAAAAAUGCUGCCAAGCAAGAAGUACCAAACAAAAAGCAUAAAAAGGCUGUCGAAGCAGCUACUCAAGAAUUGAAAAAACUACCUAAGGAAAAAGUGCAAAAAGUGAAACAACCAGCUGAUGCCCAAAAUGGCAAACCUGAGAAGACCCAAAAAGUAAAAUCAGGAAAGAAAAACAAGAAAACUGAGGAAACUGUUGCAGCAAACGAAGAAGCUCAAGUUACCAAGAAGCAAAAGAAAAACAAGUACACCAAAUCUGAAAAUCCUGAAGCAACUGUACAGGACAAAAAAUCUAAGAAAAACAAGAAAUCCAAAAGAUCUAUUGAAGAUACUCAACUCUUAGAUGAACCUGAAAUCGCUGAAGUAGUUGAACCAAUAGAACAAGUCCAGGAGGAGGAAUCUUGCGAAAAAGUUGAAGACCAGGACGAAACUGAACACCAAGAAAAUGUUGAAGAAAAUAUUGAUGAUGAAAAUACUGAAAAUGAGGAAAAUGUAGUUUCUAAACAUGAUCAUGAAGAAGAGGCUUCGGUUGUGGAAACUUUAUAGCUCCUAAAAGACGCUUUUUGUCAACGUGAUUCACUGCAUAUGUCUGACUUAAUUUAUGUUGUAAUUAAAUAUUUAACAAAUUAGUAUCUUAAUAUAUUUAAAAUUAUUUUAAUGUUAAUGUAAAUAUCUAAAAUUA
Ctenocephalides felis (cat flea) is the source of this 913-nucleotide messenger RNA. Its product is annotated as mitotic apparatus protein p62-like. Bases 1 to 777 code for a protein of 258 amino acids. Lineage: Eukaryota; Metazoa; Arthropoda; Insecta; Siphonaptera; Pulicidae. The record is from RefSeq and is a predicted model, not a curated record. The transcript is spliced from 4 exons.